GGACACUUUCUCGCAACAAUUUCUCCGGUGACAUUCCACACUUUCUGGAGGGCUUUGUUGUCUUGAUGAAACUCAACUUGUCUUUCAAUCAACUUUUGGGAGCAGUACCGAUUGAAGGUGUUUUCAAAAAUGCAACUGCAACUUCAAUUGUUGGAAACACCGGGCUCUGUAUUGAUAUUGGUAAUCUCCAACUUCCCAAGUGCAAGAAUAAGGGCAGAUUGUCUCCUAGAUUGAAACUAAUAAUCUCUUUUGUAGCUGGGUUUGCCUUUCUGGGAAUGGUUAUAGCGUUGUCAUUACUGUUUGUUUGUUCAUCAAGAACGAAAGGGAAAGGAGCAGGUCCAAGUGCUUUGGGGAACUCUACAAGUGUCAUAUAACACUCUCUUGAAGGCUACUGACGGGUUCUCCUCAACUAAUCUGAUUGGCAUGGGCAGCUUUGGGUCCGUGUAUAAAGGAGUUCUUGAUGUUGACAAUGGAACUCGUCAGCUUGUUGCAGUCAAGGUGUUUAACAUGUUACGCCAGGGAGCCUCUAAGAGUUUCAUAGCCAAAUGUGAGGCGAUGAGAAAUAUCAAACAUCGGAAUCUUGUCAAGGUUGUAACGUCUUGUUCAAGUGUGGACUUUUCUGGUAAUGAUUUCGAGGCUUUAAUUUAUGAGCUCAUGGACAAUAGGAGCUUAGAGGAGUGGUUGCAUCCAACUGCCGGAACACCCAAAAAUUUAAGUUUUCUGCAGAGGCUAGACAUUGCCAUUGAUGUUGCUUGUGCAUUGGAUUAUCUUCAUAAUCAUUGCGAGGCACCAAUUGUUCCUUGUGACCUCAAGCCUAGCAACGUUCUUUUGACAAACGACUUGACUGGACUUGUUUCUGAUUUUGGACUGGCAAGAUUUCUCUCAAACCUGACCAGUAACGUUGUGGGAAGUCAAACAAGUUCCAUUCGAAUACGAAGAACGGUUGGUUAUGCUGCUCCUGGUAAACAUCUUCAUUAUGGCAUGGGAAGCAAGAUUGCAACAUGUGGGGAUGUCUACAGCUUUGGUAUUCUCUUGUUAGAGAUGUUUACAGGGAAGAGACACACCGACCCUAUGUUUAGUGACGGCUUGAACCUUCACAAUUUUGUCAAGAUGGAUUUGCCACAACGAGUUGCAGAAAUUGCAGAUUCACUAUUCGACCCUAUUACUCCCGACCAAAGCAGCAUCAUGAGUGCUGAAAAAAUCCAAGUGUGUUUGAGUUCAAUAUUUAAAAUAGGAAUCUCGUGUUCUGAUGAAUCCCCGAGAGACCAAAAGGAUAUGAGUGAUGUUGUAACUGAGUUGCAAUCCAUCAGGGACCUUGUCCUUGGCCAGAAGCUUUUGUGA
Pyrus x bretschneideri (Chinese white pear) is the source of this 1341-nucleotide messenger RNA. RefSeq names its product probable LRR receptor-like serine/threonine-protein kinase At3g47570. Lineage: Eukaryota; Viridiplantae; Streptophyta; Magnoliopsida; Rosales; Rosaceae. Gene Ontology annotation, biological process: protein phosphorylation. The record is from RefSeq and is a predicted model, not a curated record. Bases 424 to 1341 code for a protein of 305 amino acids. The transcript has 2 exons. Gene Ontology annotation, molecular function: protein kinase activity; ATP binding.